AUGACAGCACAGAUAUUUCUCGAUUUGGUGGAUCAUGCCUUUUUCGAUAUGAAUCGUGCUGCCGUUAUCAUAGUGGAUGAAUGUCACCACAGUUUGGGUAUCAGGCACCCUUUUCGAUUAAUUAUGAAUCGAUACGGGCAGUUGGCCAAAGCUAAUCGACCACGAAUUCUCGGCCUUACCGCAUCUCUGAUUAAUAGCAGGACAUCGCCGGAUAAGUUGGAGCAGUUGCUGCAAAAAUUGGAAGCAGUAAUGUUCAGUUCCAUCGAAACAGCAAGCGAUUUGGUUUCGGUAAACACCUUUUUAGUGUGUUUCAUCGGAAUUUGUUCAUCUUGGAAAAAACGAUUUUACGACCGAUUAUGA
This is a messenger RNA of Gongylonema pulchrum, 360 nucleotides long. Lineage: Eukaryota; Metazoa; Nematoda; Chromadorea; Rhabditida; Gongylonematidae. The record is from the annotation of a GenBank genome assembly.